Molecule: messenger RNA, 3515 nt
Organism: Cuscuta europaea
Lineage: Eukaryota; Viridiplantae; Streptophyta; Magnoliopsida; Solanales; Convolvulaceae
Source: the annotation of a GenBank genome assembly
UUGCUGGUCUCAGCUCUUGUUCCAGCCAACUGGAAGCACCGACCUUCGUAAAUCGUAAGUGCAAAGUGCGUAACCUGCGAGGCUGCGACAGUGCGACCUGCGACCCUGCGUGAAUCGGCCACUCCGGCCAGGCCGCCACUUCGCCAGACGCCAGGGACUACGGCUGAAAAGCGGCUGUCCAGAGAAGACCGCCUCCGCCUCCGGCUCUCCGCCUGCUCUCCGCCUCCGCCUGCUCUCCGCCUGCUCUCCGCCUGCUCUCCGCCUCCUCUCCGCCUGCUCUCCGCCUCCGCCUGCUCUCCGGCUGUCCAGAGGCCCUCCGCCUGCUCUCCGCCUCCGCCUGCUCUCCGCCUCCGCGGCUGUCCAGAGAAGACCGCAAAAUCUGCAAUUUUUAGGCAUCCUCAUGGCUAGAGCUAUAUUUCAGUCAUCAUCUACCAUAUCCUCAUUGGUUGGUGGUCAAAGAUUUGGCCACUUCAAAGGAUCUGUACAAGGGAGAACUGUUAAAGUGGUGUGCAAUUUACAAACACCUUCGUUGAAGCUUAGAGAUUUCCCAGGACUAGGAGCCUGCAAUGUCUUCAAUACAUUGGGUAUAUCUGGACAUGGACUUAACUCCAAGCUAGCUUCAGUAAGCUUUACUAAAAGAAGAGGACGAAGAGAUAGCCGGUUUGUUGUUAAAGCAAUGUUUGAGCGUUUCACGGAAAAGGCUAUUAAAGUUAUUAUGCUUUCCCAAGAGGAGGCUAGACGUCUUGGGCACAAUUUUGUUGGAACUGAACAAAUAUUCCUAGGUCUUAUUGGUGAGGGAACUAGUAUUGCAGCUAAGGUCCUUAAAUCAUCGGGGAUUAGUUUAAAGGAUGCUCGUGUAGAAGUGGAGAAGAUAGUUGGAAGGGGAAGUGGAUUUGUUGGUAUUGAGAUCCCUUUUACCCCUCGGGCAAAGCGUGUACUGGAACUUUCUCUUGAGGAAGCUCGUCACCUAGGCCAUAAUUAUAUUGGAUCAGAGCAUUUGUUGCUUGGGUUGCUUCAUGAAGGUGAAGGUGUGGCUGCUCGUGUUCUUGAAGUAUUGGGUGCUGACACAGGCAGCAUUCGCACACAGGUCAUUCGAAUGAUUGGUGAGAAUGUGGAGGCUGUUCCUGCUAGUGGUGGUGUAAGUACAGGCCAAAGGAUGCCAACUCUAGAGGAAUAUGGUACGAACUUGACCAAGCUGGCGGAGGAGGGAAAAUUGGACCCUGUAGUUGGAAGGCAGGAGCAAGUUGAACGGGUCACUCAAAUACUUGGACGACGUACCAAGAACAAUCCUUGCCUUAUUGGAGAACCAGGUGUUGGCAAAACUGCUAUUGCAGAGGGUUUAGCUCAGCGAAUUGCAAGUGGUGAUGUUCCUGAAACAAUUGAAGGGAAGACGGUUAUAACCCUGGAUAUGGGCCUGCUUGUUGCUGGGACUAAAUACCGUGGGGAGUUUGAGGAAAGGCUGAAAAAGCUAAUGGAAGAGAUUAAACAAAAUGAUGACAUUGUACUUUUCAUUGAUGAAGUGCACACAUUGAUUGGAGCGGGAGCAGCAGAGGGUGCAAUUGAUGCUGCCAACAUUUUGAAACCUGCCCUUGCUCGAGGUGAACUUCAGUGUAUUGGUGCUACCACUCUUGAUGAAUACCGCAAGCAUAUAGAGAAGGAUCCAGCAUUAGAGAGAAGGUUCCAGCCAGUUAAGGUACCUGAACCUACCGUAGAUGAAGCAAUUCAGAUCCUUGGUGGGCUUCGGGAAAGAUAUGAAAUUCACCAUAAGCUUCGCUACACCGAUGAUGCCCUUGUUGCUGCUGCCCAACUUUCACACCAGUACAUCAGUGACCGAUUCCUUCCUGAUAAAGCAAUUGACUUGAUUGAUGAGGCUGGCUCUCGUGUUAGACUUCGCCACGCACAGCUCCCGGAGGAAGCCAAACAGCUUGAGAAAGAAAUGAGGAAGAUAACAAAGCAGAAGAAUGAAGCUGUCCGCAGUCAAGACUUUGAAAAGGCAGGGGAAUUGCGUGACAAAGAAAUGGAUCUUAAGGUGCAGUUGUCAGCCCUAGUAGAGAAGCGAAAAGAGAUGAGCAAAGCUGAGAGCAGUGAUGCCCUAGAUGAUGUGGGUCCGGUUGUGACUGAAGCUGAUAUUCAACACGUUGUUGCCUUGUGGACUGGUAUUCCUGUUGAGAAGGUUUCAACGGAUGAAUCCCACCGCCUCUUGAAAAUGGAAGAAACUCUUCACAAGAGAGUCAUCGGGCAAGAUGAAGCUGUAAUGGCCAUUAGUCGCGCCAUCCGACGUGCCCGUGUUGGGCUCAAGAACCCCAACCGACCCAUAGCCAGUUUCAUAUUUUCUGGUCCUACCGGUGUUGGAAAAUCCGAACUGGCUAAAGCACUGGCCACAUACUACUUCGGUUCUGAAGAAGCGAUGGUCCGUCUCGACAUGAGCGAAUUCAUGGAAAGACACACCGUCUCGAAACUCAUUGGUUCUCCGCCAGGAUACGUCGGUUACACUGAGGGUGGUCAGUUGACUGAGGCGGUCCGUCGAAGACCUUACACCCUCGUUCUCUUUGAUGAGAUAGAGAAAGCCCACCCUGACGUCUUCAACAUGAUGCUUCAAAUCCUCGAGGAUGGAAGGUUGACCGAUAGCAAGGGAAGGACGGUUGACUUCAAGAACACACUAUUGAUCAUGACGUCAAACGUGGGUAGCAGUGUGAUAGAGAAAGGUGGCCGUCGGAUUGGUUUUAAUUUGGAUUACGACGAGAAAGAUGGAAGUUACAACCGGAUCAAGAGCUUGGUGACUGAGGAGCUGAAACAGUACUUUAGACCUGAGUUCUUGAACAGACUGGAUGAUAUGAUUGUGUUCCGUCAGCUGACAAAACUUGAAGUGAAGGAGAUUGCUGAUAUAAUGCUCAAAGAGGUGUUUGAGAGACUGAGGGGACUUGGAAUAGUUCUUCAGGUGACCGAGAGGUUUAGAGAUAGGGUGGUUGACGACGGGUAUAACCCAAGCUAUGGAGCUCGACCACUGAGGAGAGCUAUUAUGAGGUUGUUGGAGGACAGCAUGGCUGAGAAGAUGCUGUCACGUGAGAUCAAAGAAGGCGAUUCGGUUAUUGUGGACGCCGAUUCUGAUGGCAAUGUGACUGUUUUGAAUGGAAGUAGCGGGGUUCUUCCAGAGCAGCCAGCUUCCUCCGAACUUGUUGCCAUCUAGUACACAUUUAUUUAUUUUGCAGGAAGGAACUUUUCAUUUGUUCUCCAGGAGGAAGUAGAGGUUUCAGAGCAGUUUUGCAUUGGUUUCACAUUCUUUACAUUUUGAAUGCUUCUUGGUAAACAGUCUAUUUUUUCCCUCUUGUAGCUAUUGAUACUUCUAGCUUGCUUUGUGAAAGUAGUGUAAUUUGAUUAUCAUAUGAGAUAUCCUUCGUAGAGGCUAUUCAACACCGACUUGUGUGCGACAGUAUCAUAUGUAUACAUUAAGCAGCAAUGCAUUUAAGCUUAAUAAUAGAAAAUAAUAAUUCUGUUUCUUUAAGGUAAACAGCUUG